Molecule: messenger RNA, 2065 nt
Organism: Antrostomus carolinensis (chuck-will's-widow)
Lineage: Eukaryota; Metazoa; Chordata; Aves; Caprimulgiformes; Caprimulgidae
Gene: RIN2
Product: Ras and Rab interactor 2
Exons: 7
Biological process (GO): vesicle-mediated transport
Cellular component (GO): endocytic vesicle; cytosol
Molecular function (GO): guanyl-nucleotide exchange factor activity; small GTPase binding
Source: RefSeq, a predicted model, not a curated record
AUGUCUAUUUUUUUUUCCUUUUUUCACAGUCUAGUAAAGGACAUGGAUAAUGUCUUUCCUGAGAAAAAUGAUGUAAAAAGCUGCCCCCGGGAUUCUGGAUAUGAUAGCCUAUCCAACAAGCUAAGCAUACUGGACAAACUCCUCCAUACUCACCCUGUGUGGCUGCAGCUUGGUCUGAAUAAUGCUGAAGCCGUGGGAAUUCUUCAGGCCCAACCUCCUGGGAUAUUUCUGGUUAGGAAAUCUGCGAGGCUGCAGAAGAAAGUCAUAUCUCUGCGUCUGCCCAAUGACUCUGGGUCCUGCCUAAAAGAAUUUGCAAUAAAAGAAAGCACAUACACGUUUUCCUUGGAGGGGUCUGGAAUAAGUUUUGCUGAUUUAUUCAGGCUCAUUGCUUUCUACUGUAUUAGCAGAGAUGUCCUUCCAUUCACCCUGAAGUUGCCUCAUGCUAUUGCUGCAGCAAAGACAGAAGCUGAACUUGAAGAGAUUGCUCAGCUUGGACUGAACUUUUGGAGCUCUCCGUCUAACAGCAAUCCCCUGGAUCCUUCACCUCCCCGUAGGCCUGUGCCUUUGGACAGUGCUUGUAAAGACUCGCGUCAGCUCUGCCUUAUAAAUGGAGUGCAUUCUAUACGAACCAGAACGCCUUCGGAGCUGGAGUGCAGCCAGACCAACGGAGCGCUGUGUUUCAUUAAUCCUCUCUUCUUAAAAGUGCAUAGCCAGGAUGUCAGUGGAAGUCUGAAAAGGCAGAGCCCGAGAACUCAAGACUUGAAUGGCACAGCGAGGCCUCGCUCCCCUCCUCCCCGGCCGCCACCUCCUUCUAUUAAUAGCAUCCUCACGAGUCCACAGCUUUCCAGGACUAUAAAGCAGGCGAGCAUGCCAGAAACAGUCAACCAUAAGAAAGAGAGAAGCUUGGAUUUGCUGCAGAAUAAACCAACCCCUAUUCCGCCUCCUCGGCUGAAGAAGCAGGCUGUGUGUUCAGAGGUGGAAGGUAGCGCAAAGACCACACCAAUUCGACCUGACUGCAGCUCGGUGUGUGUGCCCGAAGCUGCUGGCAUUCCAGGUGAAACCCCGCCUGAGCCAGCUCCAGCAGCUGCCAAAAAGACGGUAGCUACCAGCUCUGAGUCACACAGACCGUGGAAUGGAGGCAGGCAGAGACUGAGCGACAUGAGCAUUUCCACCUCCUCGUCUGACUCGCUGGACUUCGAUCGGAGCAUGCCGCUGUUUGGCUAUGAGGGGGACACUAACAGCAGCCUGGAGGAUUUUGAAGGGGAAAGUGACCAAGAAAGCAUGGCACCCCCUUUGAAGCCCAAGAAGAAAAGAAACAGUUCGUUUGUUCUCCCCAAGAUUGUGAAAUCUCAGCUACGGAAAGUCAGUGGAGUUUUCAGUUCCUUCAUGACCCCCGAAAAGAGAAUGAUUAAGAAAAUUGCGGAGAUGUCCCGGGACAAACGCACUUAUUUUGGAUGCCUGGUGCAGGACUAUGUCAGCUUUCUUCAGGAAAACAAGGAGUGCCAUGUUUCAAGCACCGAUAUGCUGCAAACCAUUCGUCAGUUCAUGACCCAAGUCAAGAACUAUUUGUCCCAAAGCUCUGAACUUGAUCCCCCAAUUGAAUCGCUGAUUCCCGAGGACCAAAUAGAUGUUGUUCUGGAGAAGGCCAUGCAUAAGUGCAUUCUGAAGCCGUUGAAGGGCCACAUUGAAGCAAUGUUGAAAGAGUUUCACACUGCAGAUGGUUCUUGGAAGCAGCUAAAGGAAAACCUGCAGCUGGUGCGGCAGAGGAAUCCUCAGGAACUGGGUGUGUUUGUUCCAACACCAGACUUUGUGGACGUUGAAAAGAUUAAAGUCAAGUUCAUGACCAUGCAGAAAAUGUAUUCACCUGAAAAGAAAGUCAUGCUGCUGCUGAGAGUUUGCAAAUUGAUUUACACUGUUAUGGAGAAUAACUCAGGGAGGCUGUAUGGAGCUGAUGACUUCUUGCCUGUGUUGACAUAUGUACUAGCACAGUGUGACAUGCUGGAGCUGGAUACUGAAAUUGAAUACAUGAUGGAAUUGCUGGAUCCGUCUUUGCUGCAUGGAGAAG